Molecule: messenger RNA, 1481 nt
Organism: Glycine soja
Lineage: Eukaryota; Viridiplantae; Streptophyta; Magnoliopsida; Fabales; Fabaceae
Product: glycerol-3-phosphate dehydrogenase [NAD(+)]-like
Exons: 12
Coding region: 75-1130 (351 amino acids)
Biological process (GO): carbohydrate metabolic process; glycerol-3-phosphate catabolic process
Cellular component (GO): glycerol-3-phosphate dehydrogenase (FAD) complex; cytosol
Molecular function (GO): glycerol-3-phosphate dehydrogenase [NAD(P)+] activity; NAD binding; protein homodimerization activity
Source: RefSeq, a predicted model, not a curated record
UCUUCUGUGCCACCCUUCGCACUUCUCUCUUGUUUUCCAGCCCUUUGCAUUUAUCCAAAUUAAACAGCGUCAAGAUGUUUAAAGUCACCGUUGUUGGUAGCGGCAAUUGGGGCAGUGUUGCGGCAAAGCUUAUUGCCUCGAACACCAUCAGGCUUGCCUCCUUCCAUGAUGAAGUGAGAAUGUGGGUAUUCGAGGAAAAAUUACCAAGUGGGGAGAAGCUCACAGAUGUUAUCAACAAAACCAAUGAAAAUGUCAAGUAUCUCCCUGGAAUCAAGCUUGGUAAAAACGUAGUUGCUGAUCCAGAGCUUGAAAAUGCAGUUAAGGAUGCCAACAUGCUAGUAUUUGUAACUCCGCAUCAAUUCAUGGAAGGAAUAUGCAAGAGGCUUGCAGGGAAAAUAAGGUCAGAUACAGAGGGAAUUUCUCUUAUCAAAGGGAUGGAGGUCAAGAAGGAAGGCCCAACCAUGAUCUCUACUCUCAUUACCAAACAACUAGGAAUCAAUUGUUCUGUUUUAAUGGGGGCCAACAUAGCAAAUGAGAUAGCAUUGGAGAAAUUUAGUGAAGCAACAGUUGGAUAUAAUCAAAACAAAUUAGCAGCAGAGAGAUGGGUUGAGUUGUUCAAUACUCCUUAUUUCAAUGUGACAGCCGUCGAAGAUGUUGAAGGGGUCGAACUCUGUGGAACUCUGAAAAAUGUAGUGGCCAUAGCUGCAGGUUUUGUUGAUGGCUUGGAGAUGGGAAAUAAUACAAAAGCUGCAAUCAUGAGAAUUGGCCUGAAAGAGAUGAGGGCAUUUUCAAAGAUGUGGUUUCCAUCUGUUAAGGACAACACCUUUUUUGAGAGCUGUGGUGUAGCUGACCUUAUCACAACAUGCAUGGGUGGGAGAAAUAGGAAAGUUGCCGAUGCUUAUGCCAGAAAUGGAGGGAAGAGGCCUUUUGAUGAGCUUGAAGCAGAGAUGCUUCAAGGACAGAAAUUGCAGGGUGUCUUAACUGCACAAGAGGUUCAUGAGGUUCUAAGUCAUCGUGGGUGGCUACACAUGUUUCCUCUCUUCUCAGCUGUGCAUGCAAUCAGCACAGGUCGCCUUCCACCAUCAGCCAUAGUUAAAAUCAGCGACCUAAAGCCCAGCUCUAAUUUGUAGGCAUGGACAAUUACAAAGCAUGCUUUAGAUGCAUUUACAAGGAUAGAAGGUCAGCACAUACUCAGAAGGUUCUCUUAGGAAGCUAACUCUUAUUCAAAGUUCAUGUCAAUUGUUGUACCUUUUCCACUCCAUGUAACACAUGCAACAGGCUGAAGAAAUACUUCAAACAAGAGAUUUGAAUCUAUCUACUGAUUGAAGUUUCCAAUUUUGAGAAUGUAUUAAAUGAUCGGUUUGUUUUAAUCCCCUAUAUGGAGCAAUUGCUUCCAAUAUUAGUAUACACAUCUAUUUAUAAUAGAUAAAAGUUGAGCUUCUUAUUAUUAUGCUAUCAUGUUAGUACAUUUAAUGAUUUGG